Messenger RNA from Stereum hirsutum FP-91666 SS1, 894 nucleotides. RefSeq lists its product as uncharacterized. The coding region runs from base 1 to 894 and encodes 297 amino acids. Lineage: Eukaryota; Fungi; Basidiomycota; Agaricomycetes; Russulales; Stereaceae. The record is from RefSeq and is a predicted model, not a curated record. The transcript has 6 exons.
AUGUUCUCUGUCUCCGCGAGCCACUGGGGUCUUUCCGUGGCGUUCACCAUCAUCGCCUCGCAAUGUCAAGCACAACUUCUUUUGAGCCCCGGUGUACAUUAUCCCUCAGUCAUGCUUCGCAUUGUAGCGGUUCAAGCUCACCUCUCGAUAAUUAAUUAUAUGCUGAACGACGUCGUUGUCAUAUGGAGGGCCUGGCUUCUUUGUGGCCCGAAGGCACGGAGGUGGAUCUGGGCCAUCAGCGUCCUCACGCUUGUGGCUGAAUCUGUACUUGCGGUUUACAAGCCAGCUGUCGACCCGCACUAUUGGACCCAGUUCUUCGCUGGGAUCACGAUCGAGGGAGCUACACAGGCAAAUUCAUUCACGGACGGAACAUAUCUUCGACCUCUCUAUGCGGCUUACUGCCUCACGCUUUUGACCAACGUUUGGCCAACGAUGAUUAUAGGGUACAAAGCUUGGACACACCAAAAGCUCAUUGCGGGGACAUCUGUCGAACACGGAUCUAGGGCGCUACGAAUACUUGUCCUACUCGUCGAGUCUGGGGCUAUUUACUGCGUCAUAUGGGCUAUACAUUUAUGCUUCUUUUUCCUCAAUGCAUUUGGCUCCUCAGCCGUGCACGACCGAGCAUCAUGGAUUGCGGUGACUUACUCCGCUAUAUACGUCUCAGCGAAUGAUUUGGCGGUGAUCUAUCCGACCGUUAUCAUCGUACUUGUCUGCUUGCAGAAGACCCUUCAUGAGGCAAGGACGCUAUCUCCGAGCGAGAUGCUUACUACGCUACCACUUCGCGCCCCAGCAUUCGACGUCGCGACUCAUACCAUCUCGCAAUCUGUCUGCCCCCCGAAUUUGCAUUGCCCUCGUCUUCCGAUCUGCCAGCGGACGAUCGCUUUGACGUCGUGA